UGGAAAGUUCAGGGAAAAACAGCUCCAACAACUUAUAUCCAGAAGCGGUGAUAAAAGCAGCUUUCUGAUUGGCCAGAGGCUGGCUUGGACCAUCUCGGGAGGAACGCGUACCCUCCUCCCCUUCUGGAAGUGGGUUCGCCCACGGAGGGGGCCAGUUGGGAGCGCGGGAGACUGGAGCGGCGCCUGCGCAGUGGACAAGGUGCAGUUGCCCAAGCGGAACUUUGAACCCGCUCUGUUGGGCCGAGGUUCUUGUCGCCCCCUCAAGUCCCAGAUUCCGGGGAGAGCGACGUAAGCUGCAUCAAGAAAUCUAGUCCUUGGCUCGCAUCUCACAGGGAAAUCUGAUUUUUAAAGCCCGAGAAUGUCAUGCUUUAAAAUGUAAAAUAGGAAAGUGUUGAAAGUGAUGUCUGUGGACAAAGAGAGAACAAGUGAGUUUAAUGUGGGGGAGCAGCGGGACUCAGACACUUGAAGCCCUACUUUCCUGAGUCCAGCCCCUCUUGUAAAAUGGAGAAUAUAUCACAUACCGCACAUCAUCGAAUGAAAGCCAGCCCCAGGACACUCCCCAUCCCACAGGGAGGCUCCGAGGAUGUCUGUUGACUUUCUGGGGGAGGCUCCUCUUGCUGAAAGAGGAACCUCAGACUGAAAUCACUGCCGCCGCCGUCUUCCUGACCUGGUGACCAUCGUGGCACAUCGCCUCGCCCCUGAGCCUGUUUCCUCGUUAAAAAUGGGCUAGUGGAACCCACCUCCUGGGGUUGUCCUGACGCUCAAAAGAAGGUCUGUAAGUGCCUGGAACAUAGUAGGGGCUCAACAGUGAGGAAUGGAUGAAUGAGAAGAGAUUCAUCUGGACAAAUUUCAUUGAUCAUCACUGCCGUAUGCCAGGUGCAGGCACCCCUGUUCUGCCUCUGCUGGGGCCCCCUGGGAUGGCUGGUGCUGAGCAGGAAGAUGCCCUCAGUGAAGGUGCCUGCCCCCGGGGGUUUGUCAUCACAGGCCUUUCAGUUACCUGGAACUUGCCUCACCUGCUCAGUGUCUCCCUGUGGCUACCAGCCUUGCGCUGGGCCAUGAACACACAUACACUCCACACAUUUCUGUGGAUGCUUCAGCCUUGAAUUGGGAGUGAAACAGAGCAAGCUGCCUGGAAGUUUCUUUCCUUGGGACUCAUUCCUGGUAUUGUGAUUAAGAUGUGUCUCCUGCCUUCCCCUCACCUACUUGUCUUCUUUGGAAACAUCAUGCAAGUCUGUCUCAGACACCCCAGGCCUCGGAGGCGGGACGGAAGGCAUUUGCCACCCUUUCCAAUAUGCGUCUCUGAGAUGCCAUGUCCCCAGCCUGCCAGACCCUAGGGGGCCUCAGAUGGGAAGCCUGAGGCUUGGAGGAAAUAGAACACAUCCAGGGACUUGGCGGAGCAAGGAUUCACACCCAGGCCCAUGGAUCAGCCUCUGGAUCCUGAAGGAGGCGACUUCGCCCAGCUUCCUGACGACAUUGCCGUCUCAGCCAACAUCGCGGACAUCGAGGAGAAGAGAGGCUUCACCAGCCACUUUGUUUUCGUCAUCGAGGUGAAGACGAAAGGGGGGUGCAAGUACCUCAUUUACCGUCGCUACCGCCAGUUCUACGCCUUGCAGAGCAAACUGGAGGAGCGCUUCGGGCCGGAGAGCAAGACCAGCCCCUUCACCUGCGUCCUGCCCACGCUCCCAGCCAAAGUCUACGUGGGUGUGAAACAGGAGAUUGCCGAGAUGCGGAUACCCGCCCUCAACGCCUACAUGAAGAACCUCCUCAGCCUGCCCAUCUGUGUGCUGAUGGAUGAGGAUGUCCGGAUCUUCUUCUACCAGUCAUCCUACGAUGCGGAGCAGGUGCCCCAGGGGCUCCGCCGGCUCCGCCCGCGCACCCGGAAAGUGAAGAGCGAGUCCCCACAAGGUGCCAGCCUUGACCGCAUGGCAGCUCCACGAGCAGAGGCCCUGUUUGAUUUCACUGGGAACAGCAAACUGGAGCUGAAUUUCAAAGUCGGAGAUGUGAUCUUCCUUCUCAGUCGGAUUAAUAAAGACUGGUUGGAGGUAAGAUUGGAGGGCACUCUCCGCGGAACCACGGGCAUCUUCCCAGCGUCCUUUGUGAAGAUCCUCAAGGACUUCCCGGAAGAGGAGGACCCCACCAACUGGCUGCGCUGCUGCUUCUAUGAGGACUCCGUCAGCACCACCAAGGACAUCGCGGUGGAGGAAGACCUCACCAGCACCCCACUCUACAAGGACUUGCUGGAGCUUGUGAGGCGGGAGUUCCAGAGGGAGGACCUUGCCCUCAACUACAGGGACGCCGAGGGGGAUCUGGUUCGGCUGCUCUCGGACGAGGACGUGCAGCUCAUGGUGAGACAGGCCCAAGGCCUCCCCUCCCAGAAGCGCCUCUUCCCCUGGAAGCUGCAUAUCACCCAGAAGGACAACUACAAGGUCUACAACACGGUUCCCUGAGCUGCUGGUGUCCCUGGGGCCGUGAGGGGACGCCCAGCAAGGAGCCCUCCGAGGGAAUGGGGACCAAGAAAGGCCGGGAGCACAGGGCAGGCUUCCUGGUUCUGUAUCCAUCGGACCUGCUGGGCGUGGCUCGUGCGGUCUCGACAUCUGGUCUCUGAAUUAAAUAAACCAUUUCAUCUCCAAGGGCCAGACGGGGGAAGAUGGUAUCUUUUGAGAAAAGAGAGGAGAGGAAGUAAAAUACCACUCAUGAGCAUCAGUGAGGGGUCAUUUACAUACGGGCGGGUCCUGGCGUUGCUGGGCCUCUAAUGCAGCCCCCUAGUCCCCUUGCCUUGUCCUCAUGUGUGGAGAAACCCAGGGACACUCGUGUUCCUGAUGGCCACUCCUUCUGGCGCCCUUUCCUGGGACUGACCACCUGCCGCACGGAAGUCAUCUUCCUUAGGGUGCUCUCGGGGUCAGGCCAAGGCCAAGGCCAAGGCCAAACCCUCUGUCUUGGAUGCAGCCAAGAAGAUGGGGGACCCCUCUCCCCUCAGCUCUCAGGCUUUUGCCACCCUCCCCCAAAAAGGGCAGGCUGCCCAGCACCCUACACCCCUACACCCCACCCUGGGCUGUGGGGGUGCUGCUCCGGGCCCUCACAGCCCCCACAUCAGUGUGCAGGGCCACCAAGACAAAGUACCCCACAGCAGGCACUCAGUGUCUCACAGGUCGAGAGCCUGGAAGACCGAACUCCAGGUGUCAGCAGGGUCUUGCUUCCAUGAAGCCUGUUGGAAAACCUUCUUUGCCUCUUGCUAGCUGCUGGUCUUUUUCUGGCAUUCCUUGGCUUGUAGAGGCUUCACUCCACUCCUCCAAUUAUAUGUAGUAUGUUUUGCUUUUUAGGGCCUCACCCUCGGCAUAUGGAGGUUCCCAGGCUAGGGGUCUAAUCGAAGCUACAGCUGCCGGCCUACACCACAGCCACAGCAACCCUGGAUCCGAGCCGCGUCUGUGACCGACACUACAGCUCACCGCAAUGCCAGAUCCCCGACCCAAUGAGCGAGGCUAGGGAUCGAAUCUGUAUCCUCAUGGAUACUCGUCAGAUUCAUUUCCGCCGAGUCAUGAUGGAAACUCCCAAGAGAAGGUCUUAAAAGCUGUCAGAGAAAGUGGAGGUCACUGCAAAAUAACAAAAAGUCAGAAUGAGAAGCAGACUUUUCAACUAUACCAAUGGAAGCUGAAGCCAAUAUAAUUACAGCUGCAGAUUUUUGCGAGAAAACCUCUCUCGGUCUGGAAUUUAUCGGCUUCAUAGAACUAUCUGUCGAUAAUGAAGGCAAAAUGAAUCAAGCAUGGAUACAGGAAUUCCCGUCAUUGCACCACAGAAACAAAUUCAACCAGGAACCACGAGGUUUCGGAUUCGGUCCCCUGGCUUCCAUCAGUGGGUUAAGGAUCCAGCGUUGCCGUGAGCUGUGGUGUGGGUUGCAGACGUGGCUCGGGUCUGGCGUUGCUGUGGCUGUGGUGUAGGCCGGCGGCUAUAGCUCUGAUUAGACCUCUAGCCUGGGACCCUCCAUAUGCUGUGAGUGUGGCUCUAAAAAGCCAAAAAAAAAGUAUGGAUACAAACCAAAUCUGUUAACAAGAUCCCUGAACUAAAAGUAUCUCUAAAGUAUAUGCUUCGAGAAGAAGGAAAACGGCCCUUGAGGAAUAGAGUCUGAGAUUCAAAAAUAAAUGAUCCACAAAAACAAAGGUGAGCAUAUUUUUGGACUUGGGUUGACUUAGCUAAGCUGGUACUUUAUUUCCGAGAAUUUCCAUCCCUGCCUAGAUCCAGGAUGGCGUGGGCCACAAGACACAUUUUGCCAGAGACAUUUAGAAAGCCAUUGUGAAGCGGCAGGCAACCUCUUUUCAGUUCAGAUAAGAAGUGGUGUCCCUUAUCGGGCAAACAGGACGGGAGGGGUAACCCGGGAAAUAUUUUCUGCCUGAUGAGCAACCACUUUGUGCCAGUGGUGCGCAGGCAUCCUGGACGAGGAAAAAACACUCCUGCGAUGUUAUCAUCUUUCCUGGAGAAUCGCUCACGCACAACCCCUUCCUGAACGUCGACUGGAAAGCAGUGUUGCAGCGUUUAUUGCUCCCUCGUGGGAUUUGUGCAUUACAGCCCGUGUACAAAGAAUUUUCGAGCAAGGAUACACACAUUGUUUUUCCAGGCGGUGUGUCUGCUACAAUCGCAGAGCCUAAGACUCCAUCACUUCUGAAAGAGUUCAGUCUUCAAAGUGCCGUUUCCGUGACUGCCAACAUUUAGAUGGAUGCUGAUAAAUGACUGCUGGCAAAUGCUGAUGCAGACUCGGUCUGCGGUGACGCCAGCUCUCCCCACUGACCCACAGACAGCCAUGAGCUUUAGACAGUUAGGACAUAGGCUUCCAUGUUUUGUUCCUGUUUUGUUUGGAGUCCCGCAGACUUCAUCUAAAAUGCAGAGAAGAGUUAAGGGCUUGGAAUAGUAAAUAAAGUCCUGAAGGAGUUC
This is a messenger RNA of Sus scrofa (pig), 4923 nucleotides long. It is a transcript of the gene NCF4, whose product is annotated as neutrophil cytosolic factor 4. Gene Ontology annotation, biological process: superoxide anion generation; respiratory burst; phagocytosis. The record is from RefSeq and is a predicted model, not a curated record. NCBI's taxonomy places the organism in Eukaryota, Metazoa, Chordata, Mammalia, Artiodactyla, Suidae. Gene Ontology annotation, cellular component: cytoplasm; NADPH oxidase complex. Gene Ontology annotation, molecular function: phosphatidylinositol binding; superoxide-generating NADPH oxidase activator activity; protein binding.